Messenger RNA from Lepus europaeus (European hare), 4914 nucleotides. It is a transcript of the gene ARAP1, whose product is annotated as ArfGAP with RhoGAP domain, ankyrin repeat and PH domain 1. Gene Ontology annotation, cellular component: cytoplasmic vesicle; trans-Golgi network; plasma membrane. Lineage: Eukaryota; Metazoa; Chordata; Mammalia; Lagomorpha; Leporidae. Gene Ontology annotation, molecular function: protein binding; phosphatidylinositol-3,4,5-trisphosphate binding; GTPase activator activity. The record is from RefSeq and is a predicted model, not a curated record. The transcript is spliced from 33 exons. Bases 37 to 4374 code for a protein of 1445 amino acids. Gene Ontology annotation, biological process: signal transduction; positive regulation of GTPase activity.
AGAGCCCUGCCGGCUGGGCCUCUGCUGGCGGGAGCCAUGGCGGAGGCCGGGGACGCCGCGCUAUCGGUGGCCGAGUGGCUGCGGGCGCUGCACCUGGAGCAGUACACGGGGCUCUUCGAGCAGCACGGGCUGGUGUGGGCCACCGAGUGCCAAGGCCUCAGCGACGCGCGCCUGGUGGACAUGGGCAUGCUGCUCCCUGGCCACCGCCGUCGCAUUCUGGCGGGCCUGCUCCGUGCCCACGCGCCCCCGGCCCCCAGCCCCUGCCCUGCCCCACGGCCUGUGCCCAUGAAGCGCCACAUCUUCCGCUCGCCACCUGCACCUGCUGCUCCACCCGAGCCGCUGCCCGCCGCUGGAGAGGGUGUGGGGCAGCCUGUGGUGCCUCCCAUCCCGCCCCGCAGGAGCUGCCAGCCGCCUGCCUGCUUCUCCACCCCGGACCCCCUGCCACCCCCGCUGCCUGCCAAGCGGCAUCUUGUGGAGCCCAGCGUUCCACCCGUGCCCCCACGCACGGGGCCGCCCCGCCUGCUGGUGAGCCUGCCCUCCAAGGACGAAGGGUCAUUGCCACCACCACAGUCGUCCCCUCCCCAGCCCGAGCCUGUGGAGCCCCCAUCCACCCUCCCCUGUGGGCCUCCCCGGCCCCUGUCUCCGCCUCCCUGCCCCCCAGAGAUCCCGCCGAAGCCUUCCCGCCCGCCCCCGGAGUUUGAUGAGUCCGACUACGAUGAGGUCCCAGAGGAGGGGCCCAGGGCCCCAGCCAGCGUGAUGACCAAGAAGGAGGAGCCUCCACUGAGCCGAGUCCCGCGGGCCGUGCGUGUGGCCAGUCUGCUGAGCGAGGGAGAGGAGCUGUCUGGAGAGGAGGAGGAGGAGGACCACGCCUAUGAGGGCGUCCCCAAUGGUGGAUGGCGCGCCGACAGCCUGAGCUCCUCCCCGCCUGGCUUCGUCCCCGAGCUCGUGCCACCUGCCGUGGUCAUGGACGGGCUGCCCGGGGGCUCCACCUCCGUCACACGGGUCAUCAAGGCCGGCUGGCUGGACAAGAACCCGCCUCAGGGGUCGUACAUCUAUCAGAAGCGAUGGGUGAGACUGGACGCUGAUUACCUGCGCUACUUCGACAGUAACAAGGAUGCCUACUCCAAGCGCUUUGUCACUGUCGCCUGCAUCUCCCGCGUGGCUGCCACUGGCGACCAGAAGUUCGAAGUGAUCACCCACAACCGGACCUUUUCCUUCAGGGCAGAGAGUGAUGUGGAGCGGAAGGAGUGGAUGCAGGCCCUGCAGCAGGCCGUGGCGGAGCAGCGGGCCCGGGCCCGGCUGUCCGGCGCUUACCCAUUGGGAGCGCGAGGCUUAGAGCAGCCCGACCACGCCGGCAGCCUGGAGCUGCGUGGCUUCAAGAAUAAGCUGUAUGUGGCCGUGGUCGGGGACAAAGUGCAGCUCUACAAGAAUCUGGAGGAGUACCACCUGGGCAUCGGCAUCACCUUUAUCGACAUGAGUGUGGGUAACGUGAAGGAAGCCGACCGGCGCAGCUUCGACCUCACCACGCCCUACCACAUCUUCAGCUUCUCCGCGGACUCGGAGCCAGAGAAGGAGCAGUGGCUGGAGGCCAUGCAGGGAGCCAUAGCCGAGGCCCUGUCAACCUCGGAGGUGGCCGAGCGCAUCUGGGCCGCGGCCCCCAACAGGUCCUGUGCCGACUGUGGGGCCGCGCAGCCCGACUGGGCCUCCAUCAACCUCUGCGUGGUCAUAUGCAAGCGCUGUGCAGGGGAGCACCGUGGCCUGGGCGCUGGCGUAUCCAAGGUGCGAAGCCUGAAGAUGGACAGGAAGGUGUGGACAGAAACGCUCAUCCAGCUCUUCUUACACCUGGGCAAUGGUGCUGGGAACCGCUUCUGGGCAGCCAAUGUGCCCCCCAGUGAGGCCUUGCAGCCCAGCAGCAGCCCUGGUGCCCGGCGGCGCCACCUGGAGGCCAAGUACCGUGAGGGCAAGUACCGCCGCUACCACCCGCUCUUCGGGAACCAGGAGGAGCUGGACAAGGCCCUGUGCGCCGCAGUCACCACCACAGACCUGGCCGAGACGCAGGCGCUGCUGGGCUGCGGGGCCGCGGUGAGCUGCUGCUCCGGGGACCCUGAGGCCCCCACGCCCCUGGCUCUUGCCGAGCAGGCGGGGCAGACACUGCAGAUGGAAUUCCUCCGGAACAACCAGGGCACCGGCGUGCCUCGGCCGGACUCGACACUGCCCCUGGAGAAGCACUACUCGGUCGUGCUGCCAACCGUGAGCCACAGUGGCUUCCUCUACAAGACCGCCUCGGCUGCCAAGCCACUGCAGGACCGCCGUGCCCGGGAAGAGUUCAGCCGGCGCUGGUGUGUCCUUAGCGACGGGGUCUUGAGCUACUAUGAGACUGAGCGGGCAGUGACCCCCAACGGGGAGAUUCGGGCCAGCGAGAUUGUGUGCCUGGCAGUGCCCCCUCCCGACACCCAUGGCUUUGAGCACACCUUUGAGGUGUACACGGAGGGAGAACGGCUCUACCUGUUUGGGCUGGAGAGUGCGGAGCUGGCCCAUGAGUGGGUCACGUGCAUUGCUAAGGCAUUCGUGCCUCCCCUGGCGGAGGAUCUGCUGGCCCGGGACUUUGAGCGGCUUGGGCGCCUACCCUACAAAGCUGGCCUGAGCCUGCAGCGGGCCCAGGAGGGCUGGUUCUCCCUCGCCGGCUCCGAGCUCCACGCCGUUUUCCCAGAGGGACCCUGCGAGGAGCCGCUGCAGCUGCGGAAACUGCAGGAGCUCUCCGUCCAAGGGGACAAUGAGAACCAGGUGCUGGUGCUGGUGGAGCGAAGGAGGACACUGUACAUCCAGGGGGAGCGGCGGCUGGACUUCGUGGGCUGGCUAGCCGCCAUCCAGAAAGCAGCAGCCAGCUUGGGGGACACCCUGUCGGAACAGCAGCUGGGCGACUCGGACAUCCCAGUGAUCGUGUACCGCUGUGUGGACUACAUCACGCAGUACGGCCUGACCUCCGAGGGCAUCUACCGCAAGUGCGGGCAGACGUCGAAGACGCAGCGGCUGCUGGAGAGCCUGCGGCAGGACGCGCGCUCCGUGCGCCUCAAGGAGGGCGAGCAGCACGUGGACGACGUCUCCUCCGCCCUCAAGCGCUUCCUGCGCGACCUGCCCGAUGGGCUCUUCACUCGUGCCCAGCGCCUGGCCUGGCUGGAAGCCUCAGAGACAGAGGAGGAGGAGGAGAAGGUCUCCAGGUACCGAGAGCUCCUGCUGCGUCUGCCUCCUGUCAACCGGGCCACUGUGAAGGCGCUCAUCAGCCACCUGUACUGCGUCCAGUGCUUCUCGGACACCAACCAGAUGAACACGCACAACCUGGCCAUCGUGUUUGGGCCCACACUGUUCCAGACAGAUGGGCAGGACUACAAGGCUGGCCGUGUGGUGGAAGACCUCAUUAACCACUAUGUGCUGGUGUUUAACGUGGACAAGGAGGAGCUGAGGAAGCAGCGGGAGGAGGUCACGGCCAUCGUGAAGAUGCGAGUGGCCGGCACUGCUAGUGGGACCCAGCAUGCUGGCGACUUUAUCUGCACCGUGUACCUGGAGGAGAAGAAGGCAGAGACCGAGCAGCACGUCAAGAUCCCGGCCUCCAUGACAGCCGAGGAGCUCACCCUGGAGAUCCUGGAUCGCCGGAACGUGGGCGUCAGGGAGAAGGACUACUGGACCUGCUUCGAGGUCAACGAGAGGGAGGAGGCAGAGCGUCCCCUGCACUACUCUGAGAAGGUGCUACCCAUCCUGCACGGGCUGGGCAUGGACAGCCACCUGGUAGUGAAGAAGCACCAGUCCAUGGAGGCCAUGCUGCUCUACCUGGCCAGCCGUGUGGGCGACACCAAGCACGGCAUGAUGAAGUUCCGCGAGGACCGCAGCCUCCUGGGCCUGGGCCUGCCCUCAGGCGGCUUCCACGACCGAUACUUCAUCCUCAACAGCAGCUGCCUGCGGCUCUACAAGGAGGUCCGGAGCCAGAGGCCGUGGAGCGGGGCCCCUGAGACCAGUCACCGGCCCGAGAAGGAGUGGCCCGUGAAGAGCCUUAAAGUCUACCUGGGGGUGAAGAAGAAACUCCGGCCUCCUACCUGCUGGGGCUUCACGGUGGUGCACGAGACAGAGAGACACGAGAAGCAGCAGUGGUACCUGUGCUGCGACACACAGAUGGAGCUCCGGGAGUGGUUCGCCGCCUUCCUCUUUGUGCAGCACGACGGCCUGGUGUGGCCCUCCGAGCGGUCUCGCGCGUCUCGGGCGGUGCCCGAGGUCCGGCUGGGCAGCGUGGCGCUCAUCCCCCUGCGCGGCAGUGAGAACGAGAUGCGCCGCAGCGUGGCGGCCUUCACCGCGGACCCGCUCUCCCUCCUCCGCAACGUCUGAGCGUGGGAGCCGCCCUGGCUCGGGGGACACCGCCGCCGGGAAGCCUUCUGUCCGGACCCUCUCUUGCCUUGUUGGCCUGGUGUGGGUCAACAAGGGCACAUGAGGAAGCCACACCUACACCCCACAUCCUGACUGCCCGUGGUGGGGGCUCCCUGGCCUAGGUGAGGGCCAAUGGGUCAGCCCGGGGAGGAGCCCCACUCGGCUCUGUGCGGGUGCUCGGCCCUCCUGGCCGGGCCUGCUGCCCUCCGAGGGCAUCCGCCCUGAGCUUGCCGGGUAGGAGAGACGGGGAGAAAUCCGGGCCUCUGGGGAGCACCAUCCCGUCAGAGGCUUGAGACCCUGGGGCCCCGCUGGAAGGGAGCCCACCCCUGUGCCACGAACUCUGGAGCCACAGAAAGUAGGUGCUCCAAGGAACACCCUGCCUGGGUGUGGGGGCAGCUCUGGGGGAGAUUCCUGCAGGGCUGGGAGCUGGACUUCGGGGGUGUCAGCCCCCCACCUGGGGGCUUUUUGAUAAUAUAAAUAUAUCUGUAUAUUUUACCCUGU